Messenger RNA from Uloborus diversus, 985 nucleotides. It is a transcript of the gene Dph5, whose product is annotated as diphthine methyl ester synthase-like. Gene Ontology annotation, biological process: protein histidyl modification to diphthamide. The coding region runs from base 60 to 923 and encodes 287 amino acids. The record is from RefSeq and is a predicted model, not a curated record. Gene Ontology annotation, molecular function: diphthine synthase activity. NCBI's taxonomy places the organism in Eukaryota, Metazoa, Arthropoda, Arachnida, Araneae, Uloboridae. The transcript is spliced from 8 exons.
GGUUUUUUAAACAUUCAAACGGAAGAUAUUUUAUAAUUUAAUUUGUGUAUAAUAAAAACAUGCUGUACUUAAUAGGCUUAGGUUUAGGAGAUGUGAAAGAUAUCACUGUCAAAGGCCUAGAAGUGCUUAAAAAAUCAAAAACUGUAUAUUUAGAAGCUUAUACUUCUAUAUUAACUGUUGGCAAAGAAGCAUUAGAAGAAUUUUAUGAACGGGAAGUAAUUCUUGCUGAUCGAGAAAUGGUUGAACAGGAUUCAAAUUCUAUUCUUGAAGAUGCUGUUGAAAAUGAUGUUGCAUUUUUAGUUGUUGGCGAUCCUUUUGGAGCUACUACUCAUACAGACAUUGUUUUGAGAGCUCUUCAAAAAGGAAUACCUUAUAAAGUCAUUCACAAUGCAUCCAUUUUAAAUGCCAUUGGAUGUUGUGGUCUUCAGCUUUAUAGAUUUGGUGAAACUGUUUCAAUUGUAUUUUGGACUUCAGACUGGAAACCUGAAAGUUUUUAUGACAAAAUAGAAACAAACAGAAGAAAAGGCCUACAUACAUUGUGCUUACUAGAUCUGAAAAUUAAAGAACAGUCAGUUGAGAAUUUGAUAAAGGGUAAAAAAAUUUUUGAACCUCCUCGUUUUAUGACAGCAUCCUGUGCUGCUCAGCAAUUAUUGGAAAUUAUAGCUAAGAAACAAUCUGAAGGUACAGAUUUAGCAUAUACAGAAAACACAGUUUGUGUUGGCUUGGCAAGAAUAGGAUCAGAUAGCGAAACAAUUAUUGCUGCUCCAUUGAAAAGAAUAGCUACAUAUGAUCUAGGGAAACCUCUGCAGUCAUUAAUAAUAUGCGGAGAUCUACAUCCUGUAGAAUUGGACAUGCUAAGCUAUUUUGCUGAAGAUAAAUCAUGGUUUAAUGAAAUGAGACAUUCUCUAAAUCCUGAUGUAUAGUCAUUUUACUGUGUCAUGUAUAUUGAUUUUAAGUAAUAAAAUUUUAUGCUGUUAUACAGUAA